Messenger RNA from Zea mays, 3742 nucleotides. Its product is annotated as ubiquitin carboxyl-terminal hydrolase 15. Gene Ontology annotation, cellular component: cytosol; nucleus. The transcript has 13 exons. The record is from RefSeq and is a predicted model, not a curated record. Gene Ontology annotation, molecular function: cysteine-type deubiquitinase activity. Gene Ontology annotation, biological process: protein deubiquitination. Bases 465 to 3485 code for a protein of 1006 amino acids. Lineage: Eukaryota; Viridiplantae; Streptophyta; Magnoliopsida; Poales; Poaceae.
AGAAAUAAAACAAAAAAGGUUCCUUUUUAUCUCCACCGCCGAUCGUUCCAUCGUACGGCCGAGAAAAUUCUCGGCGCUCCCUGGUAUGGUACCCCGUUUCCUUUGGAAGCCUAGCAAAUUCACCACUCCCCCCGAUCGAGACUCUGGAGCGCAGAGACGGCAGAGAGCACAGUAGCCAAGCGAGUGGAGGAGAGUUGGAGACUCAUCACUGGAGAGCAUCCGAAGCCGCCCAGUGCUCGCACAACCGCUCCCGAUUCCCAACCCCUCCGUCCGCCCAAGGGGCGCCGCACCAUCUCCAGCCUCCAGGCCUCGAUCCCUACCGGACCCCGUGGCCCUGCUGUGUUAUCUGGCUGGAGAUCCGGCCGGAGUGGCAUUCCUGCUCUCGGUCAAUAAGUAUUCUGGAAUGUUUUUCCGAGCUCAAAUAGAGAACUUCUGGAGCUGGAUAUCAGUAUUCUGUUAGGGAUAUGCUCCAACCAAGGGAAGCUGAUGUGCCUGCACUCUUUCUUGUCUUCAUUGUACUUCCCGUGGUAGCUUAUUUUCUUCUUGGGAGAUGGCAUGACUCUGCAAGUAAGAAGGCAAGGGCAAGUGUGCUUGCACAGCGAGCUGCAGAAGAAGCCUAUAGAGAGGAAACGAUGGCGUGCCCAGACAUUAUUCCGCCAGGCCCUUCCUUGAGAACUAUGCCCUAUUUCAAACCUGCGCCUUCGUUAAGACAGGAAUACCAUGAGUGUGCAACUUGCCAUGCCCCUGCAAAGACUCGUUGCUCCAGAUGCAAGUCUGUUAGAUACUGCUCUGGGAAGUGUCAAAUAGUACACUGGAGGCAAGGACAUAAGGAAACAUGCCAAAAAUGGCUUGGUAGUGGUUCUAGCAGCUUUGGUGGAUCUAGCACUGAGGCUACUGAACAGAUGCCGUUCUUGGCUAACUUGAAUUCACCUCUUCCAGGUGGUGACAUUCACUUGCGUGACAUGAACUUCGAUACUUUAUCAGAACCAUCCUUUCCCACAACUGAUGGUUACAAUCUAGAUACUGACCCAUUUCCGGCAGAUAGAAGCAACAUGAAUAGAUCAAAUCAAGGUAUUCAUAUGAGCGAAAAUGGUGCUGUUGGUGUAUCUUUUGAAAAGAAUAAUUAUAAUGCUGCUGAUGAAAUACACUCUUCGGAGAUUUUAUCUGGAAACAAGGUGUCAAACAACUAUUUUGGUUCAGAUGCAAUGAGUGGUAAUGGGGAUGCAACUUAUCCUGCCAAAAGUAAUGCACAGCAGCCUAGCAGUUGUGCUCCUGACGUGAGAAAACAAUCAAAAGCAAGCAUCACAGUUUAUCAGCCUGACAUGAGUGUCUAUUUAACUUCUGACAUGGUCAGUUCUUGUGAGGGAUCAUAUGUUUCUGCCGGUGAGCCACUGCAAAGGAGCUUGUCAUCUGGAAGAACUAUUGGGAAAGUAACUGUGGUGAAUAAAAGGCCUUCUUACCCAUCAAGUAAGGUGGUCUCAGCACAAAAGUCACAGGAUAAGGUGUCUACAUCAUAUCAAAAUGAUGCCCAUGAGAAGAAUCCUUGCAACAAAAAUGACCAAAGAUCUACCCCCACAUGUGAAUCAAGUCAAUCAACAAGCAGCAAUCUACUGAAGUCUGGAACAUCCAAGGUUGAAGUUUUAAAGAAGCCUUCAAAAUUUCUCAAAACCAGCCUUGUGGCAUUGAUCAAUGAUAAUAAGAGGAACAAGGUAUUGUUCCCAUAUGAAGAUAUUGUCAAGUUUUUUCAGUAUGAAGCACGGGGUGUUUCCCCUAGAGGUCUUUUCAAUUGUGGAAACAGCUGCUAUGCUAAUGCUGUUCUUCAAUGUCUCAUGUGCACAAAGCCACUGAUGAUCUACCUUCUUCUGAGAUUGCAUUCUAAAGAUUGUAAUACCAUAAUUUCAAAUAGCUGUCCCCACCCCCUCCUUGAAAUAUUGAUGUGUACUUUAUAUUUCUUUUUAUUUGACCUCAGUUAUUAUUUUAUAGGUUGUUCAAAAAAUUGGUGCCUUAUGUGUGAACUUGAGCAAUAUGCUUCAACUUUACGUGAAAGUGGUGGACCCUUAUCUCCAAGUAGAAUCCUUUCUAAUCUGAGGAAUAUUGGAUGUCGCUUGGGUGGUGGAACUCAGGAAGAUGCCCAUGAGUUUCUAAGGCAUCUUGUGAUGUCUAUGCAAGCAGCUUGCUUGGAUGGGCUGGGUGGUGAGAAGCACGUUGAACCAAGUUUGCAGGAAACAACACUGAUACAACAGAUGUUUGGUGGCCGUCUUAAAUCCAAGGUUAAGUGCCUCAGAUGCUAUCACGAGUCUGAAAGAUAUGAGAAUAUAAUGGAUCUUACUUUGGAGAUUCAUGGCUGGGUAGAGUCCUUGCAAGAUGCUUUGACACAGUUCACUGCUCCUGAAGAUUUAGAUGGUGAUAAUAUGUAUAAAUGUGGAAGGUGUUCUGCCUAUGUUAAAGCUAGGAAGCAACUGAGCGUGCAUGAGGUGCCAAACAUUUUAACAGUUGUUCUUAAAAGAUUUCAGUCAGGAAAAUAUGGCAAGAUCAACAAAUGUGUUACUUUCCCUGAUAUGUUGGACAUGGUUCCCUUCGUGACUGGGUCUGGUGACAAUCCCCCUCUUUAUUUCUUGUACGCCGUGGUUGUACAUGUCGAUACAGAAAAUGCAUCAUUCUCUGGGCACUAUAUAUCAUACGUCAAAGAUAUGCAGGGUACAUGGUUGAGAAUUGAUGAUUCAGAGGUCCAGGUUGUAUCAGUGAAUCAGGUUAUGUCAGAAGGUGCAUACAUGCUUUUCUACUUGAGGUCUUUUCCCCGACCACCAAGGAUAUACAUCGAGAAGGGGCUGCCGGUUACAUCCGCAAAGCGGCACACGUCGAAAUCUUCCAAGGGCUCUAAACACGAUCGCAAGCAGACAGAGUUACUCUUUCCUGCAAACGAUCAGGCAUAUGGCGUCUAUGAUUUCAGACCCGAUGGCGAAGGCUAUGCCCAAGAUCAGCAUGCAGAGCUGAGGUCCAGAGCUUUCCAUCACGCCGACGAUGCCUUUGCAGACUCGGUUAGCGCGGACUUCUCGGAAGCGACAUCAAGUGAAUGGUCGCUGUUUACCAGCUCCGACGAGUCCUCGUUCACCACCGAGAGCACAAGGGAUUCGUUCAGCGUCGUGGACUACGGAGACAACGCCGGCCUGGAUCCGAUUUCCUCCAUAUUCGGGCCAAGCUAUGCUCCGGAGCACGGUGCUCCCGGCAGUUUCGUCUCGCGCACAAGGUUCUCACCUUCCAGUCCACAGACAAGGUACUUCUCGGAGAGCACAGGCUUUGUCUCGGACUCUUCCAUGCCGGCCCACCCCCACGGCAUUGUACAUAGAGGAAGGUAUCCGGAUAGUAGGGCGUGCGCCUCUUCUGCGGAACCGCUUGCGUCGGCGGCGCAUCAGCGGAGCGGGUAUGGCCGGUACCCCCUUAGUCGAGAUGGUUUUGUUCAAACAUCUGGUUUUUGCCAAAUGUAAUCGGCUCACAUUUCAUUAGCUGUAGCUGGUGCAUCGGCAGUUGCGGUUCUUAGCACUGCCGUUAAUGCUGCCUCAUGUUCUUUUAUUUCAGAUGAGGCUUAUUGAAUUUUUAGCUACAUGUCGUUUCUAGGGGUAGCUCGAUUCGAUGUAGCGAAAAAAAGUUAGAUUAUGUCUAUAUGCAGGUGAAAUUUUAGAGCAUGGUGACAAGCUCUGUGGCAACCGUUUUCCAAUGCUAAUCUCGUAACCCUGGCUGCUGC